This is a messenger RNA of Cornus florida, 1726 nucleotides long. RefSeq names its product plastidal glycolate/glycerate translocator 1, chloroplastic. Bases 72 to 1655 code for a protein of 527 amino acids. NCBI's taxonomy places the organism in Eukaryota, Viridiplantae, Streptophyta, Magnoliopsida, Cornales, Cornaceae. The transcript is spliced from 8 exons. The record is from RefSeq and is a predicted model, not a curated record.
AUUUCACAAACCCAUAAAAAUGAAAAUAUCUUCUCUGUCCAAACUACUACUCUCUCUACUCCACUCUUUCCAUGGCAGCCAUGUCGGCUACUCCCACCGUCUUAACUUUCUCUCCUACCAAUCACCACCAUUCAGGAAACUUCCCCCAAUUUUUUUACAAUUCUCUGAAAAACUCCAAAAAAGUACCUCCAAAGUCACCAACUUUUGUUUUCAACGGCGUCCGAAUCGUUCAUAAUCAACGCAAUUUCCGCGAAACUUCAAUACCCUCUACAGUUUUUAGACUUAAUUCCCAGUUUCUUCAAGUGGGUCCUCAGAAAACUCACUCUACUCGAAGCAUUUCGGCCAAAUCAAUGGGGUCGGAAGGCAAUACAGCCUCCAUAGUCCUACAAAAUGUGUUCGGUGUAUUGCAUUUGAUUGUUUCGCUUGGAAUUAUACUGGCAAUAGACAAAUUUUUGAAAAAGGCUUUUGUUGCUGCUGCUAUUAAGUUCCCAAGUGCUCUUUUUGGGAUGUUCUGUAUUUUCUCCAUUCUAGUGAUUCUUGAUUCUACUGUCCCUGCUGUGGCGACGAGCUUGAUGAACUUCUUUGAACCUGCGCUUCUGUUUAUUCAGAGGUGGCUUCCGUUGUUCUACGUGCCGUCAUUGGUGGUUUUGCCUCUUGCUGUUAAAGAUAUCCCUGCAGCUUCAGGAGUCAAGAUAUGUUUCAUUAUAGUUGGAGGUUGCCUGGCUUCACUUUGUGUUGCAGGUUUUACAGCUAUAGCUGUAAGAAAAAUGGUAAAGACAGAAAUGAUGGCCGCUGAGCCUAUGGCAAAACCUUCUCCCUUUUCUGCCUUAGAAGUGUGGACUUGGAGUGGGAUUUUUGUUGUAUCAUUUGCUGCAGCAUAUUUGCAGCCAACGGCACUUGUAACAAGAGCUCGAACAUGCCUUCCUUUCCUACUAUCCUCUACUGUGUUAGGCUAUAUUGUUGGUUCUGGGUUGCCCUCUGAUUUGAAGAAGGUUUUCCAUCCAAUUAUUUGCUGUGCAUUAUCUGCAGAUCUGGCAGCAUUGGCAUUUGGAUACCUAUCCCGGUCUGGAAUUGAUCCCGUCCUAGGAUAUUACCUUACAAAGGUCUCAUCUAAUCCUGGAGCUGGUGACAUUUUAAUGGGAUUUUUGGGAUCUGUUAUUCUCUCUUUUGCCUUCUCAAUGUUCAAACAACGGAAGCUUGUAAAGAGGCACGCAGCGGAGAUUUUCACAUCUGUUAUUGUCGCGACCUUAUUCUCAUUGUAUUCAACUGCUCUCAUAGGACGUCUUGUUGGGUUAGAACCAACUUUGACUGUCUCAAUUUUACCCAGAUGUAUAACGGUGGCACUAGCCCUCAGCAUUGUGUCUUUGUUUGAAGGUGCCAAUUCUUCCCUCACAGCCGCUGUUGUUGUGCUAACUGGUUUGGUUGGAGCAAAUUUUGUGCAAGCAAUGCUUGACAAACUUAACUUCCGUGAUCCCAUUGCUCGAGGAAUUGCAACUGCAUCUAGUGCUCAUGGAUUGGGAACAGCAGCAUUGUCAGCUAAAGAACCUGAGGCUCUCCCAUUUUGUGCCAUUGCUUAUGCUCUCACUGGUAUAUUUGGUUCUCUGAUUUGCUCAGUUCCAGCUGUCAGACAAAGCUUGCUUGCUGUAGUUGGAUGAAGUUAUAAGCAGCUCAAUAUCUACAUUUGGUGAUUGGCAGUUCUACCCGUCUUUUUUUAUUUUUUUUUUUA